Molecule: messenger RNA, 2804 nt
Organism: Megalobrama amblycephala (Wuchang bream)
Lineage: Eukaryota; Metazoa; Chordata; Actinopteri; Cypriniformes; Xenocyprididae
Gene: kcnk4b
Product: potassium channel subfamily K member 4
Exons: 8
Coding region: 438-1859 (473 amino acids)
Biological process (GO): stabilization of membrane potential; potassium ion transmembrane transport
Cellular component (GO): membrane
Molecular function (GO): potassium ion leak channel activity
Source: RefSeq, a predicted model, not a curated record
CACAAACCCUCCUAACCCCACAAACAUGCUGGCAGUCUCGUGUACACUCAGUCUCUCAGCUCAGCCUCUGUCUGAUUGAGUACCUUUUCAUUCUUGGACACUCAGCAACAGUCUCUCUCCAUCACACACACACACACAUUUACACACCCUCUGGAAGGAAUCCUGCAGUUUGCGGCUGCAGUUCUCUGGACAUGCCGGACCGUCUGCUCUGAGGUGGGAGAUGGGCUUGAGAGCUUGUGUUGUCCCCUCAAUCAGUUCACGAGGACGAGGGGUUUCCAUGUGGAUACGUAUCCAGAGACUCUAUACUUAGCAAUUGCCACAGACGGAGCUGGACAAGCCGGAAAAAGUAGGAGGAAAAGGACAGUCUCGUCCCCAGGAGGUAAAGCACCAGAAGUGGAAAGGACAAAAAACAAACAGACUCCAGCAGACGUUCAGCUAUGCAUUCCACCACCCUUUUUUUUGUCCUCACUGGGGUGCUCCUGUACUUAGUGAUGGGGGCUUUGGUGUUCAAUGCCCUGGAGGCCCCGUAUGAGGAAAGCCACCAUGUCCAGUUGCAAACCACCCGUCAAGAGUUUCUGGGCAACUACACAUGUGUAGAUCCUGAGCGCCUAGAGAACCUGAUAGUGAUAGUGGCAAAGGCUAUCAGUGUUGGAAUUGACCCCAACAAUUCCACCAAUGCCACAUUCAGCACCAGUUGGGACCUGGCCAGCGCUUUCUUCUUCUGUGGCACCAUUAUCACCACCAUCGGUUAUGGGAACAUCUCUCCAAAGACAUCGUGGGGUCAGUUCUUCUGUAUCUGGUAUACACUGGUGGGCAUUCCCUUGUUUGGAUUUCUGUUGGGUGCCGCUGGAGACCAUCUGGGGACGUCGCUGAGGAAUGCCAUUGCUAAAGUUGAAGCUCUUUUAUGGAAGUGGAAGGUGAGCCCAACUAUUGUCCGUGUCAUCACCGCUUUGCUCUCCAUCCUGCUGGGCUGUGUUCUCUUCAUCCUUGUGCCAAUUUUAGUCUUCCAGAAGGUUGAAGAUUGGUCUCUGCUAGAAUCAGCCUACUUUGUGGUCAUCACCCUCACAACAGUGGGCUUUGGAGACUAUGUUGCAGGUGAUGGCGAAGCAGGUGAACAUCAUUGGUACAAGCCUCUGGUGUGGUUUUGGGUUUUGUUUGGUUUGGCCUACUUUGUGUCCAUUCUUUCCAUGAUUGGGAACUGGAUUCUGGUUCUUACCAAAAAAACCCGAGCUGAGAUGGAAGAGUUAAGAGCACACGCCUCAGACUGGACUCAGAACAUCCAGAACAUGUCUGUGGAUUUCCGUAUACCCGGAAAACUCGAAGAUCCUUUCAAGCGCAGCAGGCGAAAGCGGCGUCACAGGCGUAACAGACACAAUGGCAGUCAGGGUGGAGCCGGAGAGGACGGGAGAGAUGAGAACGUAUCAGAAUCCGGCUCCUACUCGGGUUCAUCGGAUGAGUCGGAAGGCAGCUCUGAGUCAGAAUCGGAGGUGACCGAGACGGAACGGGUCCCAGGAGGAGAGGGCGGUGGUGGAGGAAAAGAAUUAGAGAAAGAGGAAAAGCCCCAAGACUCGCCCAAAGAUCCCGUCAUCUCUCAGCCAUUGGAUUACUUUGGGGAAAAUCUUGCGUAUAUUGACGAGUCCUCAGAUGCAGUGAGUGGGAAGAUUCAUCUGGACCCCUUGCUGGAUGUACCAGAAACGGACCCAGCUUCUAAAGAUAGGCCUAAAAGGAGACGUCAAAGGAGACACUUGAGAAGGGAUCAACAGAAACCCAAGACCCCUAAAACCAGUCCAAAUGAACCAGAGAUUAAAGCGCCAAAUGGAGACAUUCGGCAGAAAGACCCUCCUACACCAAAGCUGUGAGCAUCCAGGUAUUUAUGGGGUUUGUAGUUCCUCAAAAAAGACCCAGUCCUCCUCUUUGCAAUAAAGUUUUGCAAUUGCUCGCUUCAGGAUAUGCUGUGCUCCAUUGUGAAGGCACUUGCUGUUAUUCUCAGAUUUUACUGGGACAAAAAAAGAAACUGUCCAUGUGUCUAAAAUGAGAAGAGGAGAUGAAGAAUCUGGUCUUGUCAAGUCUUGGACUCCUCAGCAUGAGUGAGAACUUUUAUUGGGUAAUCAGACAGAGGCCUGAUGACCAUUAGUCAUUAUGUGCGGGAAGGCUAUCGUGAUCAGACUCUUAGUGCCAUCUACUGGACGUUCACUGCAUAUGACUGACUCGUUUGUUUAUGAAUGCACUGACUGUCAAUGUCAUUUUAUUCGGUGUGCCUUUCACUCCUUUCCUAACAUCAUAAUAAUAAAGGAAUGAUAGCUUGUUACUACUAAUCCAACUCAGCUGAGAUUUACAGCUUGAGUUCAUCAAACUGUAAUCUUUUUCUAUUACUGAAAAAUAACAUUAAUCUACAGAAGCCUGUUUCUGCCUCAAGUAAAAAAGAGGUAAUUUGGACUUUAUUUGGACUCGUAAUUGCUACUUUUUCCUCUUAUAAUUUUAUAUAUUACACACAGCACUUUAUAUCUCACAGUGUAACUUUUUCUAAUAAUUGUCUUUUAUUUUCACAGUUGCUACUUAGUUUCUUAGUUUAGUUUUCAUGGACUCUUGUUUGUUUUCAUUCAUCACCUGUAUUCCUUUAUUUAAAUUUUCCCGCCACUCAUCAGUUUCCAUGGACACUAAUCAUCAUCAGCUGUUCGUCUUUUAGUUAACCACAUGUGUAUAUUAGUUCCUCAACUUCACUCAGUGUUUGUCCGGUCUCAUUUACGUUAGCACUUGUCUGUACUACCUGCUGGAUGUUUAUUAAACUCUGCAUUUUGAACUUA